Suillus paluster is the source of this 237-nucleotide messenger RNA. RefSeq lists its product as uncharacterized. NCBI's taxonomy places the organism in Eukaryota, Fungi, Basidiomycota, Agaricomycetes, Boletales, Suillaceae. The annotation marks the transcript as partial. The record is from RefSeq and is a predicted model, not a curated record. The transcript has a single exon.
AUCAGCAAGGCUUUACAGUGGCGCUCUGAAGCUAUUUGGAAGGCUAUUACUCGCUACAAUGUUCAGGCUGUAGCUGUGAAUCUGCUGUGUCCAAAUAUUUCGUGGAAGGAUAUCGCAGACUACAGUUUUCUUGCUGAGUUUGACCUUUUACACCACUCACGUGCAGACAUCAGGAGUAAUGAUUGGGCUAAGCCAGCUCAUCGAGAAGCCACAACAAAAUACUUUAAGCUUCUUUGA